This is a messenger RNA of Aquila chrysaetos chrysaetos, 2561 nucleotides long. Its product is annotated as semaphorin-4D-like. Gene Ontology annotation, biological process: semaphorin-plexin signaling pathway; negative chemotaxis; positive regulation of cell migration. NCBI's taxonomy places the organism in Eukaryota, Metazoa, Chordata, Aves, Accipitriformes, Accipitridae. The transcript is spliced from 7 exons. Gene Ontology annotation, molecular function: chemorepellent activity; semaphorin receptor binding. The record is from RefSeq and is a predicted model, not a curated record. The coding region runs from base 645 to 1949 and encodes 434 amino acids.
UGAAUCUAAUCCAAAUGGAGAUGAUGAUAAAAUUUAUGUGUUCUUCACUGAAACAGCUAUUGAGUUUGAAUUCUAUGACAAGCUUCUGGUGUCCAGAAUUGCCCGUAUCUGCAGAGUUAGUAUUUGUAGUAUAAAGAUUUUGUUUAGUGUAUUUCAGAUGAAGUUUCAUAGUCGAGUGAUUAACAAUGGUAUCUACACUGGCUAACCAAACAAAAUUCUGUCACAGAUGUUUUAUUUCUGAGCUAGCUCCCUCUUUUUCCUGCUAGAACAGAACUAGCUGUUCAGGUUGCAUUUGACAUUUAAACCUUUUUUCUUUGCCUUUGAACUGAGAUUUUUAUUGAAAGGGCAACUAUAUUUUUCCCCAAAACAAUGCUAUUAGGUGAAAAUUACAUCUAUUUCUUUAUGCAUUCUGGUGUUAUUCCUUCAUUUAGGGUGAUCUUGGUGGAAAACGCAUACUGCAGAGAAGAUGGACAUCAUUUUUAAAAUCCCGCCUUUCCUGUUCCAUUCCAGAAUUAAACUUCCAUUUCAAUAUUGUCCAGGACAUCUUUUUACUUAGGAGAAGGAAGUGGCAGGACAGCAUAUUUUAUGGAAUUUUUUCCCAACAAUGGGGAAGAUUAGACAUAUCAGCUGUUUGUGCAUACAGUAUGAAAAAUAUUCAGGAAGUCUUCUCCAAAGGAAGCUACAAAGGACCAGUAACUGUAGAACAUUCCCCUGUUAAGUGGAUGGUAUAUAGGGGAGAAGUGCCAGUUCCACGUCCUGGUGCUUGCAUUGAUAAUUUUGCCCGGAGUAUUGGGUAUAAUACUUCUUCUGACUUGCCUGACAAAGUUUUGCAGUUUGUUAGAGAUCACCCUCUAAUGGAUAAUUCUGUAAAUCCAAUCGGUAAUAGACCGGUGCUACUGAAGAGAGGUUCAAACUAUACCAGGAUUGUAGUAGACAGAGUCACUGGCCUAGAUAAACAAACAUACGAUGUUAUGUUUCUAGGAACAGAUGAUGGAUAUUUGCAUAAAGCUUUCAAUUGUGAUGGGGAAAUGUUCAUUGUGGAAGAGCUACAGCUGUUUCUGUCUCCGGAGCCUGUACAAUCUCUCCAGCUGUCUUCUGAAAAGGGAAUGCUCUAUGUAGGGUCCCUAUCUCAAGUGGUGCAGCUUCCAGUUUCUGAGUGCCACCAAUACAAGUACUGCUUGGAUUGCGUCCUGGCAAGGGAUCCUUACUGCGCAUGGUCUCAAUCUGCUAAUGAAUGUGUUUUACUGGCAAAUCAAACUGGUCAUACAGAGAACUUAAUUCAAAGUGUGAAAUACGGGGAUGCUUCCAGCUGCCUUAGUGUAGAAAAUAGUGUGAGAAAAUGUCUCUUUACCCUUGGAAACAAUGUUCAUCUUAAAUGUGUUCCUCUGUCGAAUCUGGCAAGCAUAGUGUGGAAGUUUAAUGGGAGCAGACUUCAGGCCAAGGACUCUAAAUAUCUCCUCUAUGAUGGAGGAAUAGCAAUAUUUAAUGUGACAAUGGAUGCGGCUGGAUCCUAUGAUUGUCUCUCGGUGGAGAAAUCCAAAGGGAAGGAAUUCAUUAUCACUGUGGCCCGCUAUGCCCUUUAUGCCCAAGAAAAGACAGAGGAAGCAAAUGUUAUUGCCACAGCAAAUAAGCAUAAUGAAGCAGAAGCUGAGGAUUUUCAGUCUUCAGUACCGCCUUCUUUACUGAACGAGGUAGCAAAACAGAAAUCUGCAGACAGCCAAAGAGAGAAGCUUGUUUUAAAACUCUUGGGGGCUGGGUUUGCUUUCCUUUUCUUUUUCUUGUUCAUUUGGAACUUCUACAAGGGUCAUUUAUCUCUGCCUUGGAAGAGCAGAGAAACCAGCUCAAAAACCACUGGUACAGCUAGCUUGGGAAGUCCAGCACCAGCUACAGAGGGAUCAGGCAGUGUAAGGAAGAGUUCAGCCACACAAACGGACAUGUUUGAACAUUAAUGAAUCAAUGCUUAUGAGCUUUUGUUAAGGAGUGCAGUGUCAGUGCACUGCACAGUGCAAGUUUCACAGAGAGCUCUGGGAGCUUGCAGCACAGAGAGCUGUUUGGUUAAGAUGACAUGAUGUUUCCUGUUAAGGAAUGUGGAAUGUAAAUUUGGGUAGGAGUCAGAAACUCUGAAUUGAAGUUGACAAGCUGCGUUGUGUAUUACAUAGAUGUGUUACCAGUUACUACUUUUAAAAGCAAAAUUCCUCGUUUGGGUACCUUUUUGACAUGAUAGAACCAUAAGAAUAAAUUUCUUUCAAAAAUUGACACUGAUCCACUUUUUUGUAAUGUUGGGCUUGCCCAAUUACAGAAAUUAAUACUUCAGAAGCUAAUAAUACUUAGCGUUCAGUGCUUUCACCUUCAGACUUUCUGUUUAAUCUACAAAUAGCAACUAAUUAAGUCUCCCAGUGCCCAAGAGGUUGCCUCUAUCCUCAUUUUACAUGGGAGGUUAAAUUACUUGUCACUGACCAUAGUGAGUAUUGGUGUCAGAUCUGGUGCUUUGUUAGAAGUUCCCGAGUCAUCUUCCUAUAUUUUAUCUUUCUCUGUUUUCCUCUCCUUUCCCUUUAUUUAGG